Messenger RNA from Odontomachus brunneus, 1441 nucleotides. RefSeq lists its product as uncharacterized. The coding region runs from base 163 to 738 and encodes 191 amino acids. The transcript is spliced from 5 exons. The record is from RefSeq and is a predicted model, not a curated record. NCBI's taxonomy places the organism in Eukaryota, Metazoa, Arthropoda, Insecta, Hymenoptera, Formicidae.
AAACAGUCAGUUUCUAAGAAUGAUAGGUCUUCUUUGAGAUCCACAAAGUUUUCUAACAAUUUUGAGCCAUCUAAAAUUGCGGAAGCGACUAACAUUUGUGAGCAAUCUCCAGAUUUUCAUGGUGUAAGCACACUAAAGUCUGAUCACAAUAAUUAUUUCAGAAUGAAUAAAAAAAAAGAUUUCUUAGACAGACCUACAUCAUCAAAAAGCUCAUCAGAAGAAUCACAGUCAUCAACAGGAUGCAGAAACUGCGGAUCAACUGGCAGUAAGCCUCCAGAUCAAGUACUCCUAAUAAAUUACAUGCAAGAAUUGUCAGCAAAGAUAGAUUGGCAGAAUAUUGGGAUUUCCCAAAUUUUGAACGAGUUGUUCCCAAAUAAUAAUGGUUUUGAUCGGCCUGAAGGGUUUCCUUCCUUGCCACUGGAAUCUCUUGCAAGCUUUAAUGAUCAUUUAGAUGAUAAAAUAUUGUAUGGUCAAAUGCUCAAGUACCUGUUUUGGAAGGGGAAGGGAGAGACAACCUCUCUCUUCACUUACUCUAUUUUGUCGACCCUCCUUAGGAAUAAAUUGGCACGACUUAUUAGUUGGAAAGGUUCUGGAGGGAUCAAACUCAGUUUUGAGAAGUCCAAACUCAAAAAUCUAGUAGAAAGUGUUUGCUUGAAGAAGUUUCCUAACGUACACAUUUCUGUAUUUGAAGACCAUAUGAAACGAUGGUUCAAUACUUCCAUGCAACGAUCAGAUUAGAUCAAUUAGGUCUUUUGGGGUUUUUAUAGUUAUUUUUCACUGUAUAUGAAUUCCAUAAAAGCUUGUAUGUUCCAUGAAAACUUGCUGUGAUUCUCAUGAAUUCUAUUUGUCUUUUAUUUUUUCGUUUUAGUUGUUUUGCACAGUUUAUAUAUUUGUCUGCCUUUGAGGCUUUUAUUUUAGUUUCUUCUUUGAUUUAAAAAAAUUCAUGAUGUACUGCCAUAAUUUUGUGAAGUUUACAUAGUUUACAUAAUUUUGUUUAUUGAUGUUUUCAAGAAAACAAUGUCCUUCAAGUUAGGAAAGAUCUAUGUUAUCUCUUGUAUCCCUUGGUAAAGUAACAAGACUUCUCUAUAAUGUUCAAAUGUUUGAAAUGCAAAAUAUCUUUUAAGUUGAACUGUGCUUAUGUUUGAGAUUGAAUCUUCAACUCUUUCUGAAUCUUGUUGACAGAUGGCAUUUUGAGAUACUAUAUUUGGAGGACUUUUCAAUUUUUUUUUGCGUAUUCUGUAUGUCUUUAAGAGGACUGAUAUCCGUCCUCAGAGUUAAUAUAAUGUAAUAUAAAUAUAGCGUUUAUAUAUAUAUGCAGUUUAUAUAACAUAAUAUAGUUUUUAAUUUAGUUAUUAUUGAUAUAGUUUAUAUAAUAUUUCUUCUUGUGGAUAAAAAUAAUGUGUACUACAAAAGCACUAUAAUAAAAAGUAAUUGUAAUUUG